Molecule: messenger RNA, 258 nt
Organism: Cooperia oncophora
Lineage: Eukaryota; Metazoa; Nematoda; Chromadorea; Rhabditida; Trichostrongylidae
Source: the annotation of a GenBank genome assembly
AUGAUCACCCAGAAGAACAACAACCGUCAUCGUCGCCGUUCGAACACUAAAGAAGGAGUGGGGCGGAUUCAUCGCGUAGUGGAAAGUCGAACAAUAGUCAAUCGCCCACGUCGCAAAGAUUGGACGGAAAGAAAGAGCUUGAGUCAGGGUGCCAAAGCCGAUGGAGAAAGCAAGAAUAAUCAACGGAAUAAGGAGAAGGACAACAACCCAGCACAUAAGAGAACAAGAAGUACAAACUGUGAGCGAUUACUCCUAUGA